This is a messenger RNA of Acomys russatus (golden spiny mouse), 3716 nucleotides long. RefSeq names its product guanylate cyclase D. The coding region runs from base 1 to 3363 and encodes 1120 amino acids. Lineage: Eukaryota; Metazoa; Chordata; Mammalia; Rodentia; Muridae. Gene Ontology annotation, molecular function: ATP binding; guanylate cyclase activity; peptide receptor activity. Gene Ontology annotation, biological process: receptor guanylyl cyclase signaling pathway; cGMP biosynthetic process; intracellular signal transduction. The record is from RefSeq and is a predicted model, not a curated record. The transcript is spliced from 19 exons.
AUGGCAGGUUUGCAGAAAGGCCUGCACCCCGAAAGCCAGGACUGGACUGUACCACACAGGAAGACCUGCAUGCCCUGCCAGGACAAAUGGGGGCUCAUUGUCAGUCAUCUGAGGACAGCCUCAUCGAUAUCAGUCCUCUCUGUGGUAUUUUGGGGUGUCCUUCUGUCGGCUGACUCCUUUCCUUUGCUGGCAUGGGCAGGAGAAACCUUCACCAUUGGGGUGCUGGGUCCUUGGGACUGUGACCCCAUCUUUUCCCAGGCCCUCCCUGGGAUGGCUGUCCAGCUGGCUGUAGAUCGAGUCAACCAGGAUGUCUCAAUGCUUCAUAGCUCCCAGCUGGAUUUCAAGGUCAUCCCCACAGACUGUGACACCCCUCAUGCCCUGGCCACAUUCGUGGCCCACAAGAACACAGUAGCUGCUUUUGUGGGCCCUGCCAAUCCUGGGAACUGCCCAGCAGCAGCCUUGCUGGCCCAAGGUUGGGGCAAGUCCCUCUUCUCCUGGGCCUGUGGGGCUCCAGAGGGAAGAGGUGCCUUGGUGCCUACUUUGCCUUCUGCCGUCCAUGUGCUACUUUCUGUCAUGAGACACUUUGGCUGGGCUCACCUGGCCAUCGUGUCCUCUCACCAGGACAUCUGGGUAACCACAGCCCAGCAGCUGGCCACAGCUUUCAGGGCCCAUGGACUGCCCAUCGGACUGGUGACUUCUUUGGGACCUGGAGAGAAGGGGGCCACAGAGGUUUGCAAGCAGCUCCAUGGUGUGCGUGGUCUGAAAAUCGUGGUGCUGUGCAUGCACUCUGCACUGCUUGGAGGCCUGGAGCAGACCACCCUGCUGCACCGAGCGUGGGAGGAGGGCCUGACAGACGGGAGACUGGUCUUCCUGCCCUAUGACACGCUGCUCUUUGCCCUGCCCUAUCGCAACCGCUCCUACCUGGCCCUGGAUGACCAUGGACCCCUUCAGGAGGCCUAUGACGCAGUACUCACUAUCAGCCUGGACUCCAGUCCUGAGAACCAUGCCUUCGCUGUUACUAAGAUGAAUGGAGGGGCCACUGCCAACCUGGAGCCAGAUCAGGUGUCUCCACUCUUUGGAACUAUUUAUGAUGCAGUCAUCCUGUUGGCCCAUGCUCUGAACCACUCUGAGACUCAUGGAGAAGGGCUCUCAGGAGCUUGCUUAGGGGACCACGUAAGAGCUCUCGAUGUGGCUGGUUUUAGCCAGAGAAUCCGGAUGGAUGGGAAAGGAAGGCGGCUAGCCCAAUAUGUCAUCCUGGACACAGAUGGUAAAGGAAGCCAGCUGGUUCCCACCCACAUUCUGGAUACAAGCACAUGGCAGGUGCAGCCCCUAGGAAAGGCUAUUCACUUUCCAGGAGGGAGCCCUCCAGCCCGUGAUACCAGCUGCUGGUUUGACCCCAACACACUCUGCGUAAGAGGUGUGCAGCCCCCGGGCAGCCUCCUGACUCUGACACUGGCCUGUGUUCUGGCCCUGGUUGGUGGAGUCCUUGCUUACCUCAUCAGGUUAGGCCUUCAGCAGCUGCAGCUGUUACAGGGCCCCCAUCGGAUCCUGCUGGCAGCUCAGGAGCUCACCUUCCUCCGGCGGACCCCCAGCCGGCGGAGGCUGCAUGCGGACAGCGGCAGUGAGUCAAGGAGUGUGGUGGAUGGUGGGAGCCCAAGGCCGGUUACCCAGGGGUCAGCAAGGAGCCUACAAGCCUUCACGGAGUACACCAACGUGGCCUUGUACCAGGGAGACUGGGUGUGGCUCAAGAAGUUUGAAGCAGGCAUGGCUCCUGAGCUGCGGCCAAGUAGCCUCAACCUCCUGAGAAAGAUGCGGGAGAUGAGGCACGAGAAUGUUACCGCCUUCCUGGGCCUCUUUGCGGGGCCCGGGGUCAGCGCAAUGGUGCUGGAGCACUGUGCCCGUGGCAGCCUGGAAGACCUGCUCCAGAAUGAGGCCCUGAGGCUUGACUGGCCCUUCAAGGCCUCCCUACUGUUGGAUCUGAUCCGAGGUGUGCGGUAUCUGCACCAUUGGCAUUUCCCCCACGGGCGCCUCAAAUCCAGGAACUGCGUGGUGGACAGUCGCUUUGUGCUCAAGAUCACUGACUACGGCUAUGCAGAGCUCCUGGAGUCUCAUUGCUCUCCCAGGCCCCAGCCAGCCCCGGAAGAGCUUCUGUGGACAGCUCCUGAGCUGCUGCGGGGGCCAGGGGGCCCCGGGAAGGCCACCUUCAAAGGUGAUGUUUUCAGCCUGGGCAUUGUCCUGCAGGAGGUGCUCACCCAAAGCCCACCCUACUGCUCCUGGGGACUCUCAGCAGAAGAGAUCAUCCGGAAGGUGGCAUCUCCCCCUCCUCUGUGCCGGCCACUGGUGUCCCCUGACCAGGGCCCCCAAGAGUGCAUCCAGCUAAUGCAGCAGUGCUGGGAGGAAGUACCAGACGAUAGGCCGAGCAUGGACCAGAUCUACACACAGUUCAAAAGCAUCAACCAAGGCAGGAAGAUGAGCGUGGCUGACUCCAUGCUGCAGAUGCUGGAGAAGUAUUCCCAAAGCCUGGAGGGUCUGGUCCAGGAGCGGACAGAGGAGCUGGAACUGGAGAGGCGGAAGACAGAAAGGCUGCUUUCACAGAUGCUGCCUCCGUCUGUUGCCCACGCUCUAAAGAUGGGAACCAGUGUGGAGCCCGAGUACUUCGAGCAGGUCACCAUCUAUUUCAGUGACAUCGUGGGCUUCACCACCAUCUCCGCCUUGAGUGAGCCCAUUGAGGUGGUGGGCUUCCUCAAUGACCUCUACACGAUGUUUGAUGCUGUUCUAGCCAGCCAUGAUGUGUAUAAGGUAGAGACCAUCGGGGAUGCCUACAUGGUGGCCUCUGGGCUCCCUCAGCGCAAUGGUAGUCGGCAUGCUGCUGAGAUCGCCAACAUGGCCCUAGACAUCCUCAGCUAUGCAGGCAACUUCCGGAUGAGGCACGCACCCGAUGUGCCCAUCCGUGUCAGGGCUGGCCUGCACUCAGGGCCCUGCGUGGCAGGUGUGGUGGGUCUCACCAUGCCGCGGUACUGCCUCUUUGGGGACACCGUCAACACCGCAUCCAGGAUGGAGUCCACUGGCCUUCCAUACCGAAUCCAUGCCAGCCAAAGCACCGUCCAGGCCCUGCUCAGCCUUGAUGAAGGCUACAAAAUUGAUGUCAGAGGUCAGACCGAACUGAAGGGGAAGGGCUCAGAGGAGACCUACUGGCUGACAGGGAAGGUGGGAUUCUGCAGACCCCUCCCUACACCUCUGUCUAUCAAGCCUGGAGACCCAUGGCAGGACCGCAUAAACCAAGAAAUCCGGACCGGCUUUGCCAAAGCACGUCAGAGUCUGGCUGAGCCGAGGAGGUCAGGGGAGGCUGGGCCAGGUUCCUAAUAAGAAGUCAGUGGGCAGCAACCAAGGCAGCCAAGAUGCCCUCACCAGCCCCACCCUGCUAGGAAUGCCUAAUCAGCUCCCUGAUGGUCUGCCACCCAUGAGUGACAUGAGGUGCCAGUGUCUUCCCUGGUGACUCCCAGGUGUCUUUCCUCCUGCCAGGAAAACAAUAAAAGUAGAAAUACUCCUUCCACCCCACUGCGCUUCACUCAGUGUUGGACAAGCCAUCUGGAUGCAGGGAGCCCAUUGUUCCCAAGCCCUGGUUCCCUAUAGAAGACCCAGUGUCCAGCACAUGGCUAAAGGCCCAAGACCAGGGUAAGGAGGGCCUUUGCUUCAAGUGGCACAGCUCUUCUGGG